Molecule: messenger RNA, 966 nt
Organism: Arachis duranensis
Lineage: Eukaryota; Viridiplantae; Streptophyta; Magnoliopsida; Fabales; Fabaceae
Product: probable glutathione S-transferase
Exons: 2
Coding region: 121-807 (228 amino acids)
Biological process (GO): glutathione metabolic process
Cellular component (GO): cytoplasm
Molecular function (GO): glutathione transferase activity
Source: RefSeq, a predicted model, not a curated record
AACAAGUCCAAUAUGAAAAUGCCUAACCUAUCGAUAAAAGCAAUCAAAGACCGAGACAAAGGAAACUACUAAAAUUGGUUAAGGUCGCACCACAAAUUGAAGAAGCUACAUACAACAAUAAUGGCAGCAGAGCAAGAAGAGGGAUUGAAGCUUUUGGGAGUCAGAGCAAGCCCAUUUAGUCACAGAGUGCAGCUAGCUCUGAAGCUGAAGGGAGUCCAACAUGAAUACCUUCAAGAGAAUCUUGAAAAUAAGAGCCAGCUACUUCUCAAAUACAACCCUAUUUACAAGAAGGUGCCUGUAUUGCUUCACAAGGAGAAGCCCAUAAUAGAGUCUCUUGUGAUUAUUGAAUAUAUUGAUGAGACUUGGGAUGGGUACAAGAUCUUGCCUCACGAACCUUACCGAAGAGCCUUGGCUCGGUUCUGGGCCAUCUUUAUCGCUGAAAAGUGCAUGUAUACUAUAUGGACAACCGCGUGGACCUUUGAUGAGGAAAAACGUGAGAAGGGCACUGAAGAAGUGAGUGAGAUUUUGAAGACUCUUGAGAAUGAACUCAAAGACAAGUUGUUCUUUGGAGGAGAUGCACUUGGGUUUGUGGACAUUGUUGGUGUCUUCUUGGCUUUUUGGUUCCCUAUAUUACAUCAAGUUCUGGGGUUGCCUCAAUUGGUAGUCAUUGAGAAUUUUCCGAAGCUUUAUGAUUGGAGCCAAAGACUUCUUGACCUUAAUGUUGUCAAAGAAACUCUGCCUCCUAAAGAAGAUGUUUUUGCUGCCUUCAGUGCUAACCUCCAAAGGAGCAAUAACGCUACAAAAUAGACGCAGCAGUAAAUUAGUAAAUUUUUAAGAAUUUUACUAGCAUAAAUUUCUAAUUUAGUUUGUGAUUUUAUGAGUUAAGCUUUAAUAGUUAUUUGUGUAAGAUACUUUUGAUUAUUUUGAACUGAAAUUUUAUUAUCUUCCAAACACUUUUUAUAUAAA